Molecule: messenger RNA, 2136 nt
Organism: Pseudozyma hubeiensis SY62
Lineage: Eukaryota; Fungi; Basidiomycota; Ustilaginomycetes; Ustilaginales; Ustilaginaceae
Exons: 2
Coding region: 1-2136 (711 amino acids)
Biological process (GO): protein import into peroxisome matrix, docking
Cellular component (GO): peroxisomal membrane; peroxisomal importomer complex
Molecular function (GO): signaling receptor binding
Source: RefSeq, a predicted model, not a curated record
AUGGCGGAUGACGACAAUCGGACGCCCACUGCCGAGGCAUCGUCCUCGAGCAUCGAGUUCUCCUCAACCGCUCAUCAGACCGAUGACAGAUCACAAAUUCUUGCGCAAGCAACGCGCUUCCUCACAUCAGCCAACAUCUCUGAAUCCGCAUCCGAACAGGACAAGCGCGAGUUUCUUCGAUCCAAAGGGUUGACCGAAGACGAGAUUGCGCGUGCAUUCCAAGACUCCACUUCACCAGCUACUCGACUCACUUCUCAGCCGUCCUCGCCUUCCGACAUGGACCCGUUCGAGCUAGCAGCGCGUCAAUUCGACGAUCCCAUCAAUGCGGAUGCGCUCGUUCCGCCGCCGAAAUCAUACCCCAACUCUCCCCUGGCUCUGUACUACGACCCACCGACCACUGGCUCAACUCAACCAGCACUAGCACAGUCAGGCCAACAGCCAUCACCGCUUACACGCUAUCAAGUGCUGUUGCAGUUUUUCCGCACACUCAGCUACAUGAUGAUGCUCAGCGGCGGUUUGACAGCUAUCCUCGUCUCGUCCUAUCGAGCUUACAUCUUGCCCAAGAUCACCGCCAUGUUCGAUGCACGCAGCAUCGUCCUCAAACAUCACAUUGUUCUGUUCGACAGGUUGAGGAGCAGCGUCGCUGGUCUUGCGACGUACGUCCCUGUGCAGCAUGCUCGAAUCGACGAUGCUGCAGCAGCAUCGCCGAAUGCGGGAUCGUCGCCCUUGAAAGGGGUGUUGAAGAAAGUUCAUUUCAACGAUGAAAUCGACACGCCGGAGAAGGAAGGAGUAAAAUCAACGCAGAACACAAGUGGAGAGAAAGUGGUGAUGCCGUCAACGGAUGUUGUGGUGGAUGCAAAGACGCCAUUGCUAUCAGAGGUUGGGUCGGAGGAUGGCUCGACUGGCGAGGGUGAAGAGGCGGAAGAGCUUAGAAAGACCGAGCCGAUUGAUCUCAUGGUACCAAUUCGAGAGAGUCUGACCAGGCUUGUCGAAGUGAUGAAGGGAGACUUGGCAGGACGAUCUACCCCUUCCGCUGCGGAAUCUCGUACUUCGACCAGCGCUUCACGCCGUGCCAAGGUGACAAGUGUAACCGACGCAGGUUCAGGCUCUGAUUCCUGGGAAGACGAUUCCUCCUCCGCCUCUGCUGACGAAGAUGACGACGAUGGAUUGGAAUUCGACCCGUACGGCGCCUACCAAAAGAAGCACAAACACACCCAAACCUCCUCUUCGCAAAACCCUUCCAGCUCAACGAGCAUCGCUAACCUCAAAACAACACUCGUCAGUCUCAACGCCGAUAUCUCGACACACGCAUACGCAGCCACGUCAGCAUCGUAUUCAGGUGGUGGAAGCGCGUUCAGAUUCGCCGGUGGCACAGAUGCUGCAGGAAGUGGAACGGAAAGCCCCAAGUCCGGCGACCUCGGUCAGGCUGAUCACCGACGCCGUACCGAGCAUGAAUGUCUUUGGCUGGUAGCUGUUCGAUCUCGGCGAUCUUGCACCAGUUCAUCCCAUCCAGACCCACGGUCAGAGUGUCAGCCAUGGAAUCACAAAACUCGCGAAACGAGCCAUCGGGCUCACCUUAUCGAACACCACCUGUGCAGCGUCUUUGACCUUGUUGUAUUCGGUGAGCAACUUGAUGUGCUCUGCGACGAUCUAUUCGGGCUGCUGUUCGCUCAAGCCUGCUUGCUUGCGUGCCGCAUUGUGCGCAAUCAGCUUGUCGCUUCAAUUCGGACCGCACCGUCGCCGUCAAUACAAUGCGCCUUUGAGGGUUCGACUUCGAUAGAUGAAGGUGCAUGGUCUUACCUCAGUAUCAUCUGCAUAUCCGCUACCUCUUCCUCAAGCUCUGAGACGGUGCGCGAGCAGAGAUCUCGCGCGGCCACAGCGCUGGCAUUGCUAUCACUCGCCGCAGCAGUCGUCGCCAGUCCGGGCUUGCCGAUCGUCGAUCGACCGCUCUGCAACGAAGUCGAUUUGCGUCUACCCUCGAGUCCGCUCAGCGGUUUGAACGGCGUCUUGAGAACCGAUGACGAGGAAUUGCUGCGAACACCGGCUCGAACUGGCGUUCCCGAACGUGUCGCUUUCGAUGGCGAUGCUGACCUACGCAUUGCUGACGCAAUUCCCGUCACAUGCUAUCGCGAAUGA